AUGCAUAGACUAGGACAGACAAGGAGCAGAGAUUCUGAGGAAAAUGGAGAUGGAAAUGGUGAAACCAGGAAGGUAAUCACUACUGGUAUGGAGACUAUUUCUGCUCAAGGUGGAAAAAUUGAAUUGCCGAUUGGUAACGACAAGGAUGAACUUCAGACCAAUCAGGAAUCUGCUGAUGCAUUAGACUGGGCAUACGUCAUGACCUACAAGGACUGGAUUACUUCCAGCUAUUUCCAGCAAUGGAUACAUCAAGUCUUCAUCCCCAACACCGCCCCACAAGACCCACAAGAUCAUAGAAUCCUAAUCAUGGACAACCAAGCAAUACAUUACCAUGAAAAGCUUAAACUGAUUUAA
Lodderomyces theae is the source of this 354-nucleotide messenger RNA. RefSeq lists its product as uncharacterized. The record is from RefSeq and is a predicted model, not a curated record. Bases 1 to 354 code for a protein of 117 amino acids. Lineage: Eukaryota; Fungi; Ascomycota; Pichiomycetes; Serinales; Debaryomycetaceae. The transcript has a single exon. Gene Ontology annotation, molecular function: nucleic acid binding.